Ceratitis capitata (Mediterranean fruit fly) is the source of this 1470-nucleotide messenger RNA. RefSeq names its product UPF0454 protein C12orf49 homolog. The record is from RefSeq and is a predicted model, not a curated record. Bases 283 to 930 code for a protein of 215 amino acids. Gene Ontology annotation, biological process: positive regulation of SREBP signaling pathway. The transcript is spliced from 2 exons. Lineage: Eukaryota; Metazoa; Arthropoda; Insecta; Diptera; Tephritidae.
UGACUACAUACUCUACCAACUCUACGUCAGAAAAGGAAAUUAUUGAACUAUUACUGCUGAUUUAAAGAAUUUUUUCAUAUUAUAAUUAGUGAAUUCAGUGUAAAAAUAGUUUGAAAUGUUUUGAGCUCAUAUCGUGGCCAUCUCGUGGAGUAUGUGCUGUUUGGUGAGCAAUUCGUAGCAUAGAAGACAACGCGACUACAGCGCUAUGCCAAAACCAAUUCGCCAGCUAGCGAGGCAGCAGUGAAUACCAAGUUGCAAUAACUGAGAGAGAGCUAAAGGACAAUGUGGCCACGAUUUCUUGGCCGACGUAUACUCUACAUAACCAUCACAUUUCUUGCCGUAAUAUUUCUACUAACAAAUUUACUUAAGUUUGGCGGUCUGCGUGCACUACAUGCAGACAAUGUGUUUACCGUACAACGAACACGUCCGCUCAUCUGGCGUACACUACAGGAACAUCUACUGCCCGAAGAGUCACAAAAUCGCACCAAUGAUCCAGACAUUCAAUGCCGUAAUUCCGUGCAGGGACGCGAUUUGCUCGUCGAUGAUCGAGGUUUUCUCUGCCGACGCGAACAUCUCUUGUCGCCCAGCAGUUGUUGUGAUAUCGAAGUGCCCGAAACGCAGUACUACACAUGCGAUACAUGUAAUGCAACAACACAUUGUUGUGAUAUAUAUGAAUAUUGUGUAUCUUGCUGUCUGCAUCCAUCGAAACGUACACUGCUGGAGCUAGUGCUACGCACCAUAACCGGACGGCAAGCAGCUGUUUAUGCACGUGUGGAGGAUCAUUUCGAAUUGUGUUUGGUCAAAUGCCGCACUAAUUCACACUCUGUGGCGCAUGAAAACAAAUAUCGUGAUGGCACGCCCAAAUAUUGUUAUGGUCAGACGGAAGCGCACGAAUCGCAACGUGAAGUGUCGGGUGGUGUGGCACGUUGAUUGUGCUCCCAUAUAAAUUGCGUGCGGGCGUGAGAUGUGUGUUUGCUUAAAAAAAUUUGCUUUGUGUGCAUAUUAAUGACUGACUGAGGACAUCUACAUUUAGUUUAAUAGUAGUAAUAAUAAGUGGGGUUAUUGGCUUUAUUUGCAGGAGAUUAUGAAGCAAACCAACAAAGUUAUUUUUUAACAAACUUAAUUUAAUUUAAUUUAAUUUAACUCUGCCAAUGCUUUUUAUACAUAAGUUGUUAAUAUUUUAUGUCUAAAUGAAAAUAUUUAUGCAUGACUUAGUUGGAAUAACUGUAAAUGACGAUCAAGUUAGUUAGUAAUUAGUUCUUUAGCUAACUAGAGUGACAUUCUUUAAAAAGAAAACUAAAACGGGAAAUUAUCAUGACAAAGAAAUCUUAAGUAUUAAAUUAUUAUUAAUACGGCCCAGGUAUAAUUAGAUUUAAGUUCUCUAGUUUUAUCUUACUUCUCAAGUAAUACUCUACACUUUUGUUUACCAAAAGUUGAAAAUUAAUAUUAAUAAUCACAUUAAUAAAAAUA